UCAGAAGCCCCCUUUUUUCCCAAAUUAGGGUUCUAGAUUCUGCUGAAAAGGAACUACCCUAAUUUCACAAACCGCUUCUUGGAAUGGGUGGAAAGUGCCCUCACAGGAGCGUGAAGAAGCGCCGCUACUCUCACAAAACCGCUCGCCGCACGAAAUUUCUUGUCAAGGGCGACGACGCUGUUUAUGAUGAGCUUCACAAAGGGGAGGGAGAAAGGAAGCAAUUGCCAGUAGAUGAAGAUCUUCCGGGGAUGGGCCAGUAUUACUGUUUACACUGCGAUCGGUAUUUUGCUAGUGUGGCGGUGAGAGAUGAGCAUUUCAAGACCAAGCGACACAGGAAGCGUUUGAAGCAAAUGAUGGGGCCUGCUCCUCACACCCAACUUGAUGCUGAAUUGGCCGCUGGGAUGGGGAUGCCAGACAAUGGUCCAAAGUUGAUGUCAAUGUGAAGUUAUGGUUUCGUUAAUACAGUCAGUCUGUGUGGCAAACAGCUCUCUUGUUUUUUUUUUAAUUAUUAUUAUUAUUUAUCAAGAUGCAUUUCUAAGACAAUGUUAGAGCGUACAAUUUUCACCAUCAGAUUAUAUAAUUUGUUUUACCAUAAAUAGUUUGAUCUGUAGGCAGCUACUAGCGCUGUCAAUGAUUAUUGUGCAUCUGGUUCACAAUGCUGCAAUAGUUAUCUUUCCGAAA
Messenger RNA from Sesamum indicum (sesame), 681 nucleotides. RefSeq names its product zinc finger (C2H2 type) family protein. Gene Ontology annotation, molecular function: zinc ion binding; nucleic acid binding. The record is from RefSeq and is a predicted model, not a curated record. NCBI's taxonomy places the organism in Eukaryota, Viridiplantae, Streptophyta, Magnoliopsida, Lamiales, Pedaliaceae.